Molecule: messenger RNA, 1017 nt
Organism: Penicillium canariense
Lineage: Eukaryota; Fungi; Ascomycota; Eurotiomycetes; Eurotiales; Aspergillaceae
Product: Rag GTPase GTR1
Exons: 2
Coding region: 1-1017 (338 amino acids)
Biological process (GO): cellular response to amino acid stimulus; cellular response to starvation; positive regulation of TOR signaling
Cellular component (GO): Gtr1-Gtr2 GTPase complex; nucleus; fungal-type vacuole membrane
Molecular function (GO): GTP binding; GTPase activity
Source: RefSeq, a predicted model, not a curated record
AUGGACGCUCGCAAGAAGAAGAGAAAGGUCCUUCUCAUGGGCAAGAGCGGCUCGGGCAAGUCGUCCAUGCGCUCAAUUAUCUUUAGCAACUACGUUGCCAAAGAUGUGCGCCGGCUCGGUGCCACGAUUGAUGUCGAGCAUAGUCAUGUCAAGUUUAUGGGCAACCUGACUCUGAACCUGUGGGACUGCGGAGGACAAGAUGCCUUCAUGGAAACCUAUCUCGCCUCCCAGCGCGGCAACAUCUUCUCCGACGUCGCGGUCCUAAUCUACGUCUUCGACAUUGAAUCGCGCGAGGUCGACCGCGACCUAGACACCUACAGUGCGAUCAUAGAAGCUCUCCGCGAAUUUAGCCCUAACGCCUACGUCUUCUGCCUCGUGCACAAAAUGGACCUGAUCCAAGCCGAGCACCGACAACGCAUCUACGAAGAACGCUCAGCGUUGAUCCGCUCCCGCUCCGAACAAUUUCGCGUCGACACCUUCGGCAGUAGCAUCUGGGAUCAAUCGCUAUACAAAGCCUGGGCGGGCAUCGUCCACAAGCUCAUUCCGAACCUGACCGUUAUCGAGCGGUUCCUCAGCGCAUUUGCAAAGAAGAUCGACGCCGAGGAAGUGAUCCUCUUCGAGCGCUCGACCUUCCUAACGGUCACAUCCGUCUCCUCGGAAGUCGGCGACCUCAACCCUAUCUAUGACCGCCACGAGCGCCUCUCAAAUAUCAUGAAAGCGUUCAAGCACUGCGCCGCCCGGAAUACCCUCACAACACCUGCCUCCGCCGGCUUCGUCGUCAUGCACACCAAAACUCCCCAGUUCAACAUCUUUCUUGGCCGCUUCACCGAUAACACGUACAUCUUCCUCGUCGUUCCACCAGGCGAGGCUGCGUAUAACUGCGCCGUCCUGAACACCAUGCUCGCCCGCGAGGGCUUUUCAAAAGCAGCCGCCUCCGGCCGGUCAGAUGGGUUCCCGUUACCACCGCCGGACGGCCCUGAGGAUGCCACGAUGAAUGGAGUGGCCAUUCAAGCAUGA